AGCCCGCCGUCGAAGGGGGCCAACGUGCCCGCCACACGGACGGGCGCUGCAUUUCACGCUGGCGAUGGGCCCCUCAUCCUCUGCGGCCUCUCCAGUGUCCGCGCCAGCCGCGGCAGGACGGGCUGCUCGAAGGCGACCGUGUCCGCGGAUCCAUGCAGCGACUCCUCGUUCCCGCCGGCCGGGCGGGAGCUCGCCAAGAGGACGGCGCGCUCCAUCUCCUCCGACGUGAUGGUCGAGUACGUGGGCAGCAUGUUGGGCCGCAGCCCGGAGGAAGCAGUGUUCCAGGCGGGGGAGCCCGUCUCCAGGAGCAACGCCGCGCCCGAGCUGCUCGUCGUCAGGGGCCCAGGCUGGAGGUGGGGGGACGAGGACUCGGAGGAGGGAAGGUACACGUUGUUCAUCUCUAAUUCUUCGAAAGGUCUUUGGUUUUUGGGGGAAAUGAGGAAGGUUAGAAAUGAAUCGACUUGUACCGAUACUGCUACCCUUGCCCCGUUUCCGCCUCUUGGGGCCUCUUGGGGUGCACUCGUCGCCACAGCUGGAUUCGACUCGAAGCUCUGGCCAGAGCGCACCACGGGAUGGGUCUGGGGAGCAGCGGUAUCGGUAUCGGUAUCGAUCGGUUGUCCCAAGGAUGGAGGGGCAGGGAAGCCCGGCCGGAUCCUGUCGGUCGCGAAGGCUCGACGGAGAAAAACAUCAUUUACAUACAUUUUUGGAGCUCUGCGCGGAUUUCUGGGAUCGGCGCUGGACCCCCCUCGCGAAGCCUCUGGCGCCGCCCCUGUCGCAGUGCACGCGCCAGUGGUGGCAAUCCAAGAAAUCCGCGCGGAGCGCUGGAAGUCUAUGUUAAUGCCGUGUUUCUUUCCUCUAAAGACGACGGUCACAGUGCAUUGGCAGGCGACCGGUGUCGUGGAGAGCCACUACCGUUGUGGCACCGGAGCUGCAGUGUUCGGGAAUGACCGGGGCGACUUGUGCCUCGCCAAGGGCUUCGAGGGCCCCAGCCGCUCCAAGAUCAUGGCUGCCUUCAAGGGGUUCACCUCCUCGGCGCGGAACUCGCAGACGACAUUCGCCGACAGGGAGCAGACGGUGAUCAUCCUGGACUGGGACGAUACGCUGUUCCCCUCCACCUUUGUCAGGAGCGACAUGCGUAUGACUUUGGGCCUGCCGCUGCGGCACCAGAAGCUCUCCGAGCCGGUCAAGAGACAGGUGGCCCGCAGUCUCGCGGAGUGUGCGGCCAAGGCCGACAAGCUUCUGCGGCUGUGCGCCUCGUAUGGGAAUCUGGUGAUCGUCACGCUGGCCCGGGCCAACUGGGUCACCGACUGCUGCGGAUGCUUCUACCCAGGCAUUGGCGAGCUCCUGAGGCAGCUGAACGUGAAGAUAGUCUACGCUCAGGAGGGUGUAACCAUCGACCAGAAAAAGGUCCAGGCCAUGAACGUGCAGCAGUGCGAGAUGUUCUGGGGCGCGAUCAAGGGCAGGGCCAUCAGCGACGAGAUCAAGAGCUUCUAUUCCCAGUACGAGGGCCAGAGCUGGAAGAACAUAAUCUCCAUCGGCGACUCGAACUUCGAGAAGAUCGGCACGAUGACCGCCGCGGCAGACUACAUGCGAGAGAAUGGCAUCGAGGUCCCAGCCGACCUGGCGCACGUGGACGCCGCCGGCUCCAGCGUCGUCGCUUUCCAGGCGAGCACGGCGGCGACCGUGGUCGUUAAGGGCCACACCUUCCACGUCAGGACGAAGGUGGCGAAGAUGCUGGACGAGCCCACGGUGGACGAGCUGCAGGUCGGCCUCGAGCUCAUGCGCCAGUGGCUGCCGAUGAUGGUGAGGCACGACGGCGGGUUCAGCCUGAACCUUGCUGGCCUCGGCACCGGUGAGGACGCCCAGGAGAUCGAGAGGCAGCUGCGAGAGGGGCAGCGCUGCGUGGCCAGGCCGCUGGGCCCCCCUUGCCUGCUGGGCGCCUCGCCCGGCCCGGCCCGCUUCGCGGCCAAGGCGGCGCGGUGAGCCUGCGGCGGCCGGCCUCCUGCGCCAACGUGGUGCCCCAGGAGGGCGGAGGUCGGGGGCAGCAACAGUCUGCACCCGCCGGGCUGCUAGGGCCCUCGCGCGGCGCCCGCAGGGAUGAGAGGCUUGGCCAUACGCAGCCGCAGGCUUCCAUCCACCACUCCAGCACCACGGCCUGAGCCCGACCCUCUGCUUUCCUCGAUCCGCACUUCUCGCGGCGCCUCGGCGCCACUGCCAGGCUCUCGUGGGCCGUCGUUCCUCAUUAUCUGUGCAUGCUUGUUUUCACACGUUGAAAGGUUUGUGAGGUUUUAGGAAUAGGCUGUAAGCCUCUGGGAGG
Messenger RNA from Prorocentrum cordatum, 2317 nucleotides. The record is from the annotation of a GenBank genome assembly. NCBI's taxonomy places the organism in Eukaryota, Dinophyceae, Prorocentrales, Prorocentraceae.